AUGGAGAUUCCCAUGCAAGUGAAUCUGAACACGAGCAAAAUGGUUUCAACGACAUCAAAAUUCGUGUUCAGGCAAAAGCCUUAUAAUAAGGUUAAAGCUAUAUCAUGUAGGGUUGAUAAUUUAGCUAUGCAAAGAGCAAAGACCAACUUUUAUAAAGUUCUUUCUCUCGAUUCUGAGAAUGUGGGUUUAGAUGAAAUAAAGAAGGCUUAUAGAAGAAUGGUUCUUCAAUACCACCCCGAUGUUUGCCCUCCUUCAGCCAAAGAAGAAUCCACAAAGCGAUUUCUUGAGCUUCAAAUGGCUUACGAGACACUUUCGGAUCCAAUUUCUCGUGAAAUGUAUGAUUAUGAGUUGGGUUUGGUUAAUCCAAUGGGGUAUGGAGUUGUUGACUGUUUGAUGGAGGAAAGAAGAUCAAAAUUUCCAAGAGAUGUUUGGGAAAAACAACUCGACGGACUAAAGAAACGAUCUCAUGUUAGAAUGCAAAGGAUGAAAUAUAGGUCCAUGUAG
This is a messenger RNA of Durio zibethinus, 504 nucleotides long. Its product is annotated as chaperone protein dnaJ 20, chloroplastic-like. Gene Ontology annotation, cellular component: chloroplast. The record is from RefSeq and is a predicted model, not a curated record. NCBI's taxonomy places the organism in Eukaryota, Viridiplantae, Streptophyta, Magnoliopsida, Malvales, Malvaceae.